Molecule: messenger RNA, 1681 nt
Organism: Psylliodes chrysocephalus
Lineage: Eukaryota; Metazoa; Arthropoda; Insecta; Coleoptera; Chrysomelidae
Source: the annotation of a GenBank genome assembly
CACACAUGUCAAUGCUACUGUGAGAAACUUCAAAGAAUGUGACAAAGAUAUUAUAAUCAAAAUUAUAUAAAUUAUAUUCCGUUUUUUUUUUGUAAAUAUAUUUUUUCUUUAAAUAUUUGAAAUGGAAAAGAAAAAAGUUAGAAAAUUUAAACCUUUUAAACAAUUUAGAAUUUUGCCUGGCGAUGUAAACACCAGCACAAAUUUAAUGGAUUUAUAUGCAUUUAAUUGUCACCGUUUAAGGGUAUUCAAUAUGAAACCAGUGGUAGACUGUAGACCUAGUAAAAUGAAUCCAUACCAGUUGGUACCCUUUUCAAAAAUGAGAGAUACCUUUUUUGUUGCUUGUCAGAUCGAUAAAGAGAAUAAAGUUAUUAUGAAUAAACUCAAUUAUAUACACAGAAAUGGCGGAGUCGUUGACACAUUUAAUCCUAACGCAUUUAAAAUAAACUCUAUACACUGGAAGUUACAUAUGCAUUAUAUGAAAAGCAUUGUUAAAACAAAUAAACAAAUUUAUGAAUUGAUAAUGAAUGCGCCAGCUAGAAUAAAAACUAAAGAAUUUGAAGAUGCCUACAAGUUACAUGAAAAGAAGCUAAAAGUAAUUUGUAAAUUUGCCAUUUGCGUUGGUAUGAAACCUGAUUAUGAUUUAAUUCUAAGUAGACAGCCUUCGAUCAGCUUUGGAUUAGACAAAGAGAAAGGAAUUGUAAGGCCCCAAUGUUUUUUGGAAUUCAAAGUUCGGGAUGGACCAUAUUUAGGAAAAAUAUUUAUAGAAUUAUACCAAGAUUUCGUACCCGUUACUUGUCAGAAUUUCUUCGAACUUUGUAAGGGAGAGGGAGAACUGACAUACAAAGGUUGCGUUUUACAUAGAAUUGUGAAGGGAAAAUUUAUUGAGUCAGGAGAUGUUACACACAACAACGGCCGUGGUGGAGUAUCUAUAUAUGGAAAAACGUUUCCUGAAGAAAAGCAUAUCCUUAAACACACAAAAGCCGGUGUUGUUUCUAUGAAAAGGAUAAUAUACACAGAAAAUAACUCACAGUUUAUCAUCACGCUAACGGAAAUGGAAAAAUGGGAUAGAAUGCAUGUCGUUUUCGGUAAAGUUGUUAAAGGGAAUAAUGUGUUAUUCAGAAUAGAGGAUUAUGGUCGAAAAAUAGGAAAACCAUAUGCCGAUGUUAUUAUAUGUAAUUGUGGUGUAAGAGAAAUUGAAGGGACUGAAGGCACCGAAGGUACUGAAGUGGGAGAAGAGGAAGAGGCUUAGAUACCUUUUUAGUAAGUCGACUUUUUGCUGGACGAUGUAUUCAGUAAAAAAAGAAUAAUUCAACACCUCGAUAUAUCUUCAUGCAGUACCUCUCGUUGUUAUCUAAUUUAUUUUCCUGUACUAGUUAUUGAAAGGUUCAUAGAGGAACAUCAUAAUGGAUACCUUUUUAAUUUUACAAUGUCUGGCUGAAAGUCGUGUCAAAAUAUGGUAGAGUGUAAAGUAUUUAACUUUUUAAAAUAGGAUAAAUUAAAGUGUUAUUUUUUUUUGUCUGUGUUUUAAUAAAUUCGAAGAAUGUCUUGUCUUGACUCAACUUGGUUUAUUGUAUCUUCCAACAUUUAUAAGUACGUUAAUUUUUUAAUUCUCCCGAAGAACGGUAUAAAAACACAAUGCUAUUGUGUAGACAGAAAUAGAAUAAUACUUCGCUGACUGCCA